Molecule: messenger RNA, 1759 nt
Organism: Cimex lectularius (bed bug)
Lineage: Eukaryota; Metazoa; Arthropoda; Insecta; Hemiptera; Cimicidae
Exons: 8
Coding region: 179-1342 (387 amino acids)
Source: RefSeq, a predicted model, not a curated record
AAUCACAUAUUCGCCGUAUUUCACGUCUACUUGAUAAAUACCGCUGAUCGUGCUAAGUGUGUUAAAAUCGAGAAAUUUCGUGACAGGAGUGUGCUUUCGACUCACUCAGCAGCACGGUCUGGGGCCCUGCUAACCGGUUUGCUAUUUCGUAAACUCUUUUUUCAGUUUUUAGACAGGCAUGUUUUUAAUGGAAGUCAGAAAAAAAGAGAGAAGAAGGCUGGAAAGUGCGAAAAGGUGGUCGAAAGAAUUGAAGAAUAAACUGUUAUUUCUUAUUAUGGAAAACCCUACGAUGUUCGAGAAACCAACAGCCCAAGUAUAUUAUAAAAAAAUAAUAGCUUGCCACAAAGAAUUCGACGAAUACGGUUGGAAAGCGAUGCGAGAUAAGAUGAGAAAUCUCAGAAGUAGUUAUACAAAAGCUCUAAAUUGGCGCGUAAGCACGGACAACGGGAUCAAAGAAGAACCCGGCGAUACGACUGCAAGAGAGCACAUGCUCAAGCUGUGUGAGGAUUUCGACAUUCUCCAAAGCAUAUUCGCUUCGAAAAACAAAACCGUCCCGCCUUCCAAACAUAUCGGUGAUAAUCCAUGCAAAAAUUUCAUGCCGGCUGAGAACGUAGAGGAGAGUAACAAAGAAGCGCACCUGGCUUACUUGGCAGAGGCCAGACAAGACAAUAGUACCUAUCUUCGGGAAGAGCAUAAUUACAUGACGUCCCUGGAGGAAAGUAAAUUAAAGCUAGAGGAGAAGUGGCUUGCUCUGGAAAACCAAAAAAUUGCCUUGGAACGGCAAAAAAUGGAAGAAAAUGCCAGCGCUCGCAUGCCAACUCAGAGCACAGAGGAAACGAGCAGAGAGGUUCAUCUGGCUUACCUGGCGGAGGCUAGACAAGAACAUAAUGCCCGUACACAAGAGGAACGCAAUUAUAUGACGUCCCUCGAGGAGAGAAAAACAAACCUGGAAGAGAGACGGCAUCCUGUAGACAACCAAAAAAUUCCCUCAGGGUGGCACAAAAUCGAAGAAAAUUCCAGCGCUCACAUCCCCUCUGAAAUUGCAGAGGACACUAGCACUGAGGCGUAUCUGGCCUACCCGACAGAGAACCGGCUAGAAAGCAAUGAUUAUACCCGAGAAGAACGUAAUUACAUGUCAUUGGAGGAAAGCAAAUUAAAGCUCGAGGAGAGACGUCUUGCUCUAGAAAACCAAAAAAUUGCCUUAGAGUGGCACCAAAUGGAAGAAAAUGUCAGACUGAGGGAAUUGGAAAUCACCAAUGACUAUAAUUUAAAUGUGAUGCGACUGGAAAAGGAAAUGGCUCUAAAAGAGCUAGAAUUGAAAUACAAAUAUAACAAAGAAUAAUUUUUUUUUUGAAUCUGAAUCUUAUAAUUUUUCACUAAAAUGUUUAUAUUUAUUAUGUUAAAGUUUAUGUAUAACGUAUAAGUUCAUUACGCCUUAAACAUCAUUAGAAUUGUUAAUAAGUACAAAUUUUUAUUUAUUGUUAUAAUUAUAUAUUUUUUCUUUGAUGUUUCACAGAUGUGAUUUCAAUGUGCCUUUUACACAGAAUUUUUUAAAACUUUUCUUAACGGGCUCCUAACAAGAGAUUUCUCUUGAUUGUUCCACUUUCCAAUUCCUACUUGGUUUUGGACUAUAAAUUAAAAAUAUCGGGUUAAGGGAAUUGGAAACCACCAAUGAUUUUAAUAAAAAAAAAAAAAUAAUAAUAAUCAUGAGAUUGAAUCAAUUGGUUCUAAAAGAGCUAGAAUUCAAAUGUAUUUAUAA